UUCCUUGUUUUUUGGGGGUAAUUUUUUUGUCUUUUUUUUUCGUUUUGUUUUGUAUUUCCUCUCUUUCCAUUGUGGGGGAAAAAUUAAAAGUGAAUUAAAAUGUCCACUAGGACCCCCUUGCCAACGGUGAUUGAGCGAGACACUGAAAACCACACAUCUCAUGGAGAUGGACGUCAAGAAGUUACCUCUCGAACUGGGCGCUCUGGAGCUCGCUGUAGAAACUCAGUAGCUUCCUGUGCAGAUGAACAACCCCAUAUUGGAAACUACAGACUCCUGAAAACAAUUGGCAAGGGAAAUUUUGCAAAAGUAAAACUGGCAAGACACAUUCUUACAGGCAGAGAAGUUGCUAUAAAAAUAAUUGAUAAGACUCAGUUGAACCCAACAAGUCUACAGAAGCUCUUCAGAGAAGUAAGAAUAAUGAAGAUUUUAAACCAUCCAAACAUAGUUAAGUUAUUUGAAGUAAUUGAAACUGAAAAAACACUGUACUUAAUCAUGGAGUAUGCAAGUGGAGGUGAAGUGUUUGACUAUUUGGUUGCACAUGGAAGAAUGAAGGAAAAGGAGGCCAGAGCUAAGUUUAGACAGAUAGUAUCAGCAGUACAGUACUGUCACCAAAAGCACAUUGUUCACAGGGAUCUUAAAGCUGAAAAUCUAUUGCUAGAUGCCGAUAUGAACAUUAAAAUAGCAGACUUCGGUUUUAGUAAUGAAUUUACUGUUGGAAAUAAACUGGAUACAUUUUGUGGCAGUCCUCCUUAUGCAGCUCCAGAACUCUUUCAGGGCAAAAAAUAUGAUGGACCUGAAGUGGAUGUUUGGAGUUUAGGUGUUAUUCUUUACACUCUUGUGAGUGGUUCUCUUCCUUUUGAUGGACAAAACCUAAAGGAACUGAGAGAGAGAGUAUUAAGAGGAAAAUACAGAAUCCCUUUCUACAUGUCCACGGAUUGUGAAAAUCUCCUCAAACGUUUCCUGGUGCUAAAUCCAACCAAAAGAGGCACAUUAGAGCAAAUCAUGAAGGACAGGUGGAUCAAUGCAGGGCAUGAGGAAGAUGAACUCAAACCAUUUGUAGAACCAGAACUAGACAUCUCAGACCAGAAAAGAAUAGAUAUAAUGGUUGGAAUGGGAUAUUCACAAGAAGAAAUUCAAGAAUCUCUUAGUAAAAUGAAAUAUGAUGAAAUCACAGCCACAUAUUUGUUGUUGGGCAGAAAAUCUUCAGAGCUGGAUGCUAGUGAUUCAAGUUCCAGCAGCAAUCUUUCACUUGCUAAGGUUAGGCCAAGCAGUGACCUUAAUAAUAGCACUGGACAAUCUCCUCACCACAAAGUCCAAAGAAGCAUUUCUUCAAGCCAGAAGCAAAGACGAUACAGUGAUCAUGGUGAAGGCCUCUCUUAUACAAAAAAGGAUGUAAUUCAGUCAAAUUUCCAAGCUGGACCAUCCAUUCCUCCAGUUGUGGCAUAUCCCAAGAGAAGUCAGACCAGCACAACAGAUAAUGACCUCAAGGAAGAAGGAAUUCAGCCAAGAAAAUCCAGUAGUAGUGCUGUGGGAGGAAAGGGACUAGCACCAGCUAGUCCCAUGUUAGGAAAUGCAAAUAAUCCAAAUAAGGCUGAUAUUCCUGAACGGAAGAAAAGUGCCACUAUUCCUAGCAAUAAUUCAACAUCUGGUGGGAUGACACGGCGAAAUACUUACGUUUGUAGUGAAAGAACUACUGCAGAUAGACAUUCAGUGAUUCAGAAUGGCAAAGAAAACAGCACUGUUCCUGAUCAGAGAACACCAGUUGCUUCAACCCAUAGUAUCAGCAGUGCAACUACUCCUGAUCGAAUUCGCUUCCCAAGAGGAACUGCCAGUCGUAGCACUUUCCAUGGCCAGCCCCGUGAGCGGCGAACAGCAACUUACAAUGGCCCACCAGCAUCACCCAGUUUGUCACAUGAAGCGACUCCACUUUCCCAGACCAGAAGUAGGGGAUCUUCUAAUCUUUUUAGCAAAUUAACAUCAAAACUCACAAGAAGAAACAUGUCAUUCAGGUUUAUCAAAAGGCUCCCAACUGAAUAUGAGAGGAACGGGAGAUAUGAGGGCUCAAGUCGCAACGUGUCAGCCGAGCACAAGGAUGAAAACAAGGAGGCAAAGCCCCGCUCCCUGCGGUUUACCUGGAGCAUGAAAACCACCAGUUCCAUGGAUCCCAAUGACAUGAUGAGGGAAAUUCGAAAAGUCUUGGAUGCCAAUAACUGUGACUAUGAACAGAGAGAGCGAUUCUUGCUCUUUUGUGUCCAUGGAGAUGGGCAUGCAGAAAACCUUGUACAGUGGGAAAUGGAGGUGUGCAAACUGCCAAGACUGUCGCUGAAUGGAGUCCGCUUCAAGCGGAUAUCAGGAACAUCCAUAGCUUUUAAAAACAUUGCUUCCAAAAUUGCCAAUGAGUUAAAGCUGUAACAAAGUAAUUAUGAUGUAAAUUAAGUACCAAUUUCAAGUGUUUUCCUGAACACUGAUGGAAAUGUAUAGAAUAAUAUUUAGGCAAUAACUUCUGCAUCUUCAGAAUCAUGGUAUUAAAAAUAUAUAUAUAUGAAAAUGAGCUGCUCAGCCAGAAGAAAGAGUUGGACUUUUUUUUUCUAAGUGCACUGCAGCAUUAAAGUUGCCUACUCUGUAAAAUAUUUACCCCCCAUCAUUUUAUUUUCAUUGUUCUAAGGUCUCUUAACAGUCUACAGAAUAUAUCCAUUUAAAUAUGCCUCCCAUUUGUGUGGCUGUGAGAGUGUAUAGUAUGUGUGUAUAGUAUAUAAGUUUAAAGUAUUAUAUAUGUAAACAAGUCCUUUCACCAACAUCCCAAGCUGUACCAAUACCUCUUUGGAAGAUCAUUUUGGUGCUAAAAAUGGAUAUAGCCAAGGAGGAAAUUUUCAUUUAAUAUAAAAAUCAACAUAGGAAUAGUUAUAAUUAGUGCGGGUUUACAGUUUGCUACUGUGGGGUUUUCUUUUUUCUUUUAAAAAAAAGUGCAAAGGGUUUGAAUUUACAGUUGUGAACAUUGCGCAUUUGUUGUUUUUUUUUCUUCCCGAGUAGAUCUCAUGAGAUCAUUAAAAAAUCACUUUUCCUCAA
This is a messenger RNA of Monodelphis domestica (gray short-tailed opossum), 3066 nucleotides long. NCBI's taxonomy places the organism in Eukaryota, Metazoa, Chordata, Mammalia, Didelphimorphia, Didelphidae. The record is from RefSeq and is a predicted model, not a curated record.